AUUAUAGAUGGUUGAGUUGUAUUCAUUUUCUUUAAUACGAUGCAAGAGUUUUAUCACAACCCGUCAUCAUCCAAGAACUGAAGCAUCAUAUUGCAUACAAGAAGUGUACUGCGAUUCGACGAAACUGUGUCGCUUUCUUGCUCAUCGAGUAUUUAAAUUUUUAUUUACAAUUCAGUUCUGGUCUGAUUCUGCAAAAGUGUGAUCGAACAUUGGAGAUCGACAUAGGAAGACGGAGAGUUAUGGAAUCUUCUUCUUCUCACAUGGCUUCGCUUCCAGAAAAUGCGACGGAGGAGCCUUCACAACAGCAAACUCAACCCGAUUCUGCUUUCGCUUCCGUUCCUCAUCGCCCACCGACUAAGAGCUCUUCAGAAAAAUACGCGCCUCUAGAUUGGUCCCAGUAUUUUGAUAAAGAAGAGGAUGUUGCGAUUCCCGAAUCGAACGAUGUGUUUCAUGUUUACUCGGCAGGAACCGAGGGACCCGUUGUAUUCUGUUUACACGGUGGUGGUUAUUCCGGGCUUUCAUUUGCUGUCUCAGCAAGUAAAAUUAAGGAGAAAGCUAGGGUGGUAGCUAUGGACUUGAGAGGUCAUGGGAAAUCAUCAACAGAAAAUGAUCUCGACUUAUCUGUUGAGACUAUGUGCAAUGAUGUAUUUGCUAUUAUAAAGGAAUUAUAUGGCAACUCUCCUCCAGCAAUGAUUCUUGUUGGUCACAGCAUGGGAGGAUCAAUUGCUGUGCAUGUUGCUGCAAGAAGAUCAUUGUCCACCUUGGCUGGGUUGGUUGUCGUGGAUGUUGUAGAGGGAACAGCUAUGGCCUCACUCAUGCAUAUGCAGAAAAUUCUAUCAAACAGGAUGCAACAUUUUUCAAGCAUUGAAAAAGCUAUUGAAUGGAGUGUCAGGGCGGGGUCUCUAAGAAAUAUUGAUUCUGCUCGUGUAUCCAUCCCUUCCACAUUAAAAUAUAACGAGUCAAAGAAAUGUUAUCUUUACCGAACUGAGCUGGAAAAGACUGAACAAUAUUGGAAAGGCUGGUAUGAAGGACUCUCCGAUAAAUUUUUGUCAAGUCCAGUUCCAAAGUUGUUGUUAUUAGCAGGAACAGAUAGAUUGGACAGGUCUCUUACAAUUGGUCAGAUGCAAGGGAAGUUUCAAAUGGUAGUUGUAAGGCAUACAGGGCACGCUAUUCAGGAAGAUGUACCUGAUGAAUUUGCAACUCUGAUUGUCAACUUCAUUUCUCGGAACCGAAUAGGCCCUAAUGGAGUUGAGAUACCUGGCCUUCGCAAGCCAGCCUUUUCAAAACCUUGAAUCCGGCUGGUGUUUAAGUAACCCGAGAAUGACCACUCUGCAAUAUGAUGAUGAUCAUGGAUUUCUUACUUUUUUUAUUCCUUUACUUUGAAUAUAUAAUUAUGUAUACAAUAUUUAUUUUGAUAGGGGAGGAAGGUAGGUAGGUGAAACGAUUAUACAUCUCAGAUUAUUUUCAAAUGUAAUGAGUUGUGGGGGGAAGACGAGGAAUGGCAUAGAUUUGCACACUCAGCUAAGGGAAGUUAGUGUGGUCAUCAGUACUAUCCUUGGUAAAUGUUACGAAUACGGGGAGGAAAUGUUGAUGCAAUGUGAUUUUAGAUUUUUAGUAAAAAUAAUCAACUUACUAACAA
This is a messenger RNA of Vigna angularis (adzuki bean), 1639 nucleotides long. RefSeq lists its product as uncharacterized. The record is from RefSeq and is a predicted model, not a curated record. The coding region runs from base 240 to 1292 and encodes 350 amino acids. The transcript has 14 exons. Gene Ontology annotation, molecular function: protein methylesterase activity. Lineage: Eukaryota; Viridiplantae; Streptophyta; Magnoliopsida; Fabales; Fabaceae. Gene Ontology annotation, biological process: protein demethylation.